AUAUACAAUAUAGUAUUUGAAAAUAUCCAUUAUAUAAUGUUGUUGGCAUCCGUCCCUCUCGAGAGACAAUGGAAGAGCGCAAGCCUGGGCAGUGUGCAUGGAGGUGCUGGGCUGCCUAGCCCUAGAUGACAAGACACCCCCCCCGGCCUCGCUUUCCUUCGUCUCGGGAGACAAUGGAGUGCUCCUCCGGUGGUGAAGACAAUAGCAGCACCAAAGUGACCUUCCCAGGGCGCAAGUCUGAGGAGCGUUUAUGGAGCACCUCAGAGGAUCUCAGGGGCCCAAGGAACAGGUGGAGGAGGGAGUGUGCAGCUUGGAGUCUGCAGCAGAGAUGGUGAACGUGGGGUUGUCUCGUGUGGACGAAGCGGUGGCAGCCAAGCACCCGGGGCUACAAGAAUAUACUGCCUGCCAGUCUUACGCAUUCAUGAAGGGCAUGGGGACAUUUAUUACAGUCUCCGGAAUGGCUUUUGCUCUUCAAAAAUUCAUCCGGAAGAUUCACUACCCGCUCCAGUGGAACAUCCUGCUCUCCUUUGUUGCAGGUUCAGUUGCAAGCUAUACAGUGACUCGAUGGGAGACACAGAGGUGUUCUGACUUAUGGAUCUUUCUGGAAAACAAACAACCCAGUGUCCCAGAUGUAGCCAAAGAGAAAGUGCCCCAUUUGGACCCCCAGAAGGAGACAGAGGCCGGUGCAAAAAGGAACAAGUAUGGAGAUGUCAUGGACUAGCCUGAAAA
Messenger RNA from Podarcis muralis (Common wall lizard), 729 nucleotides. RefSeq names its product transmembrane protein 141 (gene TMEM141). Lineage: Eukaryota; Metazoa; Chordata; Lepidosauria; Squamata; Lacertidae. The record is from RefSeq and is a predicted model, not a curated record.